This is a messenger RNA of Bombyx mandarina (wild silkworm), 3560 nucleotides long. RefSeq names its product MAP/microtubule affinity-regulating kinase 3-like. The record is from RefSeq and is a predicted model, not a curated record. Lineage: Eukaryota; Metazoa; Arthropoda; Insecta; Lepidoptera; Bombycidae.
ACGUUUUCCGUCUAUAUUUUUUUUGUAUCUGAUAAUCAUUAUUAUCUACUGUGAUGCGAGCUAUCGAACAUGUAUCUAAAUUUAGUUAAACGUUAUUUAUAAAUUUACUUGAUAUAAUGUACGUUUCGAACUAGUGAGUGAAUAAUUUGAGUACAAAGCGGAUAAAUAACGUUGAAACAGUUAAACAGUGCGAUGAUAAAAUGGAGAGGAAAUUGACAAGGGAAGAUUUUAUGAGAAAGAGUUUUCGAGCGCCCAGAGUUUCGCCCGCUCCGGACAGCCAAGAGUCGGCCUUGAACGGUGCUCCUCCUCCUUCACCGGUCUCCUUAGCGAUGCUGGAAAGAACUGCUCAGCCGCAGCGAACUCAGUACGAGGUGACGUCAACUGGGAUCGCUCCUAAACGUCUCGAGAUCAGUCGCGCCCAUCCGAUACAUUUGAAAUCGUUCCAAGCCCCCGAUCCGCCGGACGACAAUGCGCCAACUCCGCCCUCCGACGAUGUGCUUCGUAAGCUGGAGAGGCAAAUUGGCGAAAUGGAGCGCGGCUUGGAACGAGCUCAAAACGGAAACGUCACGGUCGACGAGAGAGUCAGAUACGCUGAGCACGAGAAUCUUUUGCGGACCGGCGUGUCUUCGGUCGGCGGAGGAGGCUAUCUACCAGCUGAUUCCGACACAGAACACGACGGAGCACCGUUCAGUAGAAACGAAACGACCAGGAGCAGUACUGGUGGAGCUACCCCGGCAGCCCGGCCGGCCACGCGUCUGUCCAGAACCAAUUCCGACACCCAACAACAUUCGGUGGCCUCUACAGUCCGCCUCAUGAGGAAGCUAGCCGACGGUGGUACUAAAGAUGAAAAGGCGAAGGUCAUUUCGCGCAAGGCGAUCCAGGCUAAAAUGGAACGCGUCAAGAAUUCCGUUGUAGGGACCAAACACGAGCAUAGGGUGUUGGCCGAGCACAGGGCAGACCCGUCGGCGUCCAGAACCCCCGCGUCUCCGAUCUCACCACGCACAUCACAGAGCGCGUCGGAAUCGUCGGCGGGCGCCGGCGGAGGGACCUCUGGCGGCAGCACCAGGGUUUCGUCGAGGUCACGGACUUCGGAGGAACCUCACAUCGGAAAGUACAAGCUACUAAAAACGAUUGGUAAGGGUAACUUCGCGAAAGUGAAACUGGCGAAGCACGUUCCCACCGGCAAGGAGGUGGCUAUCAAAAUUAUAGACAAGACGCAGCUCAAUCCGGGCUCGCUGCAGAAAUUAUUCAGAGAGGUGCGAAUAAUGAAAAUGCUUGAUCAUCCGAACAUUGUGAAGCUCUUCCAAGUUAUAGAGACUGAAAAGACACUUUACCUGGUCAUGGAAUACGCUUCGGGUGGGGAGGUGUUCGACUAUUUAGUGCUACACGGCCGCAUGAAGGAGAAGGAGGCCCGUGCUAAGUUCAGGCAGAUAGUUUCUGCCGUCCAGUACUGCCACCAGAAACGGAUCAUACAUAGGGAUCUCAAGGCCGAGAAUCUUUUAUUAGACGGCGAGAUGAACAUUAAGAUUGCCGAUUUCGGUUUCUCUAACGAGUUCACGCCGGGAGCGAAGCUGGACACCUUCUGUGGCAGUCCGCCCUAUGCAGCCCCUGAACUGUUCCAAGGUAAGAAAUACGACGGUCCCGAGGUCGACGUGUGGUCUCUGGGCGUGAUCCUCUACACGCUGGUCUCCGGUUCGCUGCCCUUCGACGGCUCCACGCUCCGGGAGCUGCGCGAGAGGGUGCUGCGAGGGAAAUACAGAAUACCGUUCUACAUGUCAACGGACUGCGAGAAUCUUUUAAAGAAAUUCCUCGUCCUGAAUCCUGCGAAGCGUGCGUCCCUAGAGAGCAUAAUGCGAGACAAAUGGAUGAACACCGGAUACGAGGAGGACGAACUCAGGCCCUACGUCGAGCCGCAGCAGGACUUCAAGGACCACAAGCGGAUAGAGGCGUUAGUCUGCCUGGGCUACAACAGACAAGAGAUUGAAUACUCCCUGGCUGAAGCGAAAUACGAUGACGUAUUCGCCACAUACUUACUGCUCGGAAGGAAAAGUACCGAUCCGGAGUCCGAUGGCAGUCGCUCGGGCUCGUCUCUGUCCCUACGGACGUCGGCCGCCGCCAACCAGACCCAGCAGCAGCAGCAGACCAACUCGCACGCAGGGUCGGGCUCGCCGUCGCACCGCGGCGUGCAGCGCUCCAUCUCGGCGAGUGCGAGGCCUCAGCCCUCGCGCCGAGCCUCCUCCGGCGCUGAGGUCCUCAGGACCCAAGUUGGUACGACGACGACCGCGUCAAACAGUACGACUUCAACGGCGACCACUACCGCUUCUAAUUUCAAAAGACAGAACACAAUCGACUCGGCGUCGAUCAAAGAAAACACAGCACGGAUCGCUCAAAUGCAAGUACAAAGCACGACUCGUCCGACUAGCGCCCAGCCCAAGCUGGAACCGCGGUCCCGCACCUUGACGGGUGGUGCGCGGCGCUCCCACGCCAAUUACGAGCCGCCCGCGCACGCGCCCAAACUGUCGCCGCCGCACGACGCACCCAGUUUGAACACGCAGUUGACAGUGACUGGCGCCAGUACUGGCACCGGCUCGGCUGCGAGUGCGGCCAGACGCGAGUUCCCCAACCAGCUCGUCUUCCCCAGGAACGUACCUUCGCGCUCCACCUUCCACUCAGGGCAGACGCGGUCGCGCGGGGCGGGCGGCGCGGCGGGGUACGGGGAGGGUGGCUCCCCGCACCAACCGCGGCCCUCAUUCUUCUCCAAACUGUCCUCGCGGUUCUCUAAACGUUUGUCGGUGCUGGGAGAGUCAACCGGCCGUCAGAAACCUCGUAUUUUUUCCUCUCUGGACAUUCAGCGGAGGCCAUUGGAUGGUACCACCCCGAAGCAUGCGGUUGGAGCUAGUCCACAAGCCAUGCUUGGACAAGGAAACGAGGAACAAGUGAAGCCCAGGGUGCUUCGCUUCACGUGGAGCAUGAAGACGACCUCGUCGCGGGACCCGAAUGAGAUCAUGGCUGAGAUCAGGAAGGUACUCGAUGCGAACAACUGCGAUUACGAGCAGCGCGAGAGGUUCUUAUUGCUGUGCGUCCACGGCGACCCCAACGCGGACUCGCUGGUGCAGUGGGAGAUCGAGGUCUGCAAGCUGCCGCGCCUCUCGCUCAACGGGGUGCGCUUCAAGAGGAUAUCCGGAACAAGCAUCGGCUUCAAGAACAUUGCGUCAAAGAUAGCGAACGAACUCAAGCUNAUGGUGCUGAUCGCCAACGGGGGCCAGCGGACGUCCUCCGGCGCGCUGGCUCACUUCCUGGCCGCGUACAGUCCGGCCGAGCUGUCUCUGGCCCGCAGCGACUACCUGCGGCCGCCGGGCUCCCCGCCCCGCCUCCACCCCCGCUCGGCCCUGUCCCUGCGCGCCGACAGCGCCGACGUGCCCUCCCCCUACCGCGUGGCCUACUCCAGCACGCACACGCUGCGCCGACAGCCCCGCGCCCUCUCGCCCCCUACACCCCCGUCACCGUGCGACUGUCUGCCCCUCGAGCCGAUCCCCCCUCCUGAGCUGUUCGAUUUUUAA